Messenger RNA from Synchiropus splendidus (mandarinfish), 1301 nucleotides. RefSeq names its product cytochrome c iso-1/iso-2-like. NCBI's taxonomy places the organism in Eukaryota, Metazoa, Chordata, Actinopteri, Syngnathiformes, Callionymidae. Gene Ontology annotation, biological process: mitochondrial electron transport, ubiquinol to cytochrome c; mitochondrial electron transport, cytochrome c to oxygen. Gene Ontology annotation, molecular function: heme binding; electron transfer activity. The record is from RefSeq and is a predicted model, not a curated record. Gene Ontology annotation, cellular component: mitochondrial intermembrane space. The transcript is spliced from 3 exons. Bases 153 to 470 code for a protein of 105 amino acids.
CUCAUAGACUUCCCAAAGUUACAAAACAAGUUUAGUAACUGCACCGCACACUUAUUAUUUCCGACGAAAUCGAUCUCCAGAAUCCUCUCAGGACUGUGACGGACAUCUGACAGUAUUUGAAAGCAGGAAGCAGAGUGACUACGUGUCUGGUCAUGGGAGACAUCGAAAAGGGGAAGAAGACGUUUGUUAAAAAAUGCGCCCAGUGUCACACAGUGACCAAAGGGGGGAGCCACAAAACGGGACCAAACCUAUGGGGUCUGUUUGGGAGGAACACGGGACAGGCAGCGGGCUACUCCUAUUCAAAGGCCAACGUUGAGAAAGGCAUCGUGUGGGAUGAAGAAAACUUGAUGGUCUAUCUUCAAAACCCUAAGAAAUUUAUUCCUGGUACCAAGAUGAUCUUCGCUGGCAUCAAGAAGAAGUCAGAGAGGGCCGACCUCGUCGCUUAUUUAAAGGACGCCACUUCAAAAUAGAAGUUCUGCGGUGGCGAUGAUAAAACCAGCUUUGACAGCUUUAUACAUGUUUCAAUGUUGAUCUUUUCAUGUUUUUAUGCCACUGUGUUAUCAUCUAAAGUAAUGUACCAGAUGAUGCUUCAAAAGUGCACAAAAAAUAUAAGGAUUUCAGACCUCUUCCUUAAAGUAAUUAUUAUAUUAAUUUUAAUUAUAUGUAUUUUGAUUGACAAUCAUUAACUUGUUGUGCAGCUGCCAAUGUUUACAAUUUUAAGUGUGGCAGAGUUCAACAAGUAUUUUUAGACAUAAACAAAAGGAAAAUAUUGGAAUAAACAUUUUCAUUGUCAUCACUUGGUGAUGUCAUACUCACUGACUGGGCAUCUUGUGGAAAAAAUGUGGCACAUUAAACAUUUGUUCACAUGGUCAAGGUGUUUUCUGUCACAAAGUUACUGUUUAACUGUUUAAUGAACUUUAUUAUUUUUAUAAUGUAAUAUUUGUACUCCCUUUCCACUCACGUAAAUCUUAGCAUGUCCCCCUAUUUCUUCUUUGCAUUCCUCAGCAAAAUAUUUUAUGCAUCCAUUGUUGGUGCAUGUGUUCUUUAUAUUACACAGACAUUGAGGUAGCUAAUUUAGUGAUCUACACUGUAUUUAUUUUAUAUUAUUUUGACUUUUUACUUUUACAUAUAAUUAAUGGUAGAUAUUUUGCGGUGUAAAUAUACUCCAAAGAUGGGAGGAAAAAAAAGUCUAUUUUCAAUAAGUCAUCAAAGUAUUGUUCAUAUAGAUACGUUUUAACAUUUGUUAUUAUUAUUUAAUAUUUUUUUGAUCCGAUUUUGAAAAAAAUGAACUUGAAGAUGAA